UUUACACUGGCCAAUCACAACACGGUGCGAGAAAGGGGGAGCCAGCAGGCGCGUAGUGUAUAAAACUGUACGUCGCUGUCACAGCACUGUAGCUCUGUGCAGGACAGCGUUAGGGAGACCUCAUAGGGAGACACCCAUCAUCUACUUCUACUCAAACGUCACGUCGAGUCUUGUUGUUGUUGUGUUCUUCUUUUGCUUCUGUUUUCAUCAUGAAAGCCAUCAGUCCCGUCCGCUCGGUGAGGAGCUGCUACAAGGCCGUGUGCUGCAUCUCGGAGCAGAGUCUCGCCAUCAGCCGGAAUAAACACUCGUGUCUGGAGGAGCCGGUGAGCGCCCUGUGUGACAUGAACGACUGUUACUCCAAGCUGAAAGAGCUGGUCCCCAGCAUCCCGCAAAAUAAGUCGGUCAGCCAGGUGGAGAUCUUGCAACACGUUAUCGACUACAUCUUCGACCUGCAGAUCGCGCUGGAGGCGGAGGACACGGCCGCGCCGGAGAUGGUUUUGUCAAUAAAGACUGCAGACCUUACUCGCAAUUUCUCCAAAGAAGAAGGACGGUUGUGCCAUUAGGAUAAGGAUAACUGAUUAUGGUGCAGGGAAACACAUGUCUCCACUUCACUCCGGGCAAGAGGACAAGAGGGGCAGAAAGGGUGGGAUAGGUAUUUGGGAGAGGAGGAGAAGACGGAGGAGGAGGGAGGAGGUGGAGGGUUUAAAGAAAAGAGAGAAAAGACAUAAAAAAGUGGACUGUUUCCUAGAUGAGCGGGGAUCAACAGUGCAUGAGCACAAAAAAGAGACUCAUUCUUUGGCCCCUGGACAGACAAAUCAACACACCAAAGCAGACGCCAGGAUUGGAAACUGAAAGCGACCAGCUCUGUAUACCCUCCUCCCUAAACUUGGGAUUCCCUGUAUUUAGAAGUAGAAAUAUUGGUACAUUGUUCUUUUUCUUUUCCAUGUUUGUGUUGCAUUCCAAACAAGCUUUUUUUGUGGGUUAAACUCCACAAUAUAUAGCUACACCCAACCUGAACCCUUUCUAUACCAAGUCUCACAUCAUCUCACACAAUUACGCCUGCAUUAUACCCCCCUAGUAAUUUGUUUUCUAAUGAUCUGGAGACUGUUACAACUUCAUACGAAUGUGUACAUAUCUGCUGUGGGUAUAUGUGAGGUGCGAGUUGAUUUGGAUGUUUGUAUUUUUUUCUGAAUGGGAGUUUGGGUUUUCUUAGGUAUAAUCAGAACUCUAUACUAGAGUUAAUUGUAAAUGUUUGUAGGGAUUGUGUUAUUUCUACAGACAAUGUGCUGUGAGUUUCAUAAACUCUUUAUUAUAAAGUUUGCUUUCUAUGUAUGUAUGUUCUUAUGUAAUGAAAUAAAAAAAGAUAUGAAACAUG
Molecule: messenger RNA, 1375 nt
Organism: Scomber scombrus (Atlantic mackerel)
Lineage: Eukaryota; Metazoa; Chordata; Actinopteri; Scombriformes; Scombridae
Gene: id3
Product: inhibitor of DNA binding 3
Exons: 3
Coding region: 210-563 (117 amino acids)
Biological process (GO): negative regulation of transcription by RNA polymerase II; cell differentiation; circadian regulation of gene expression
Cellular component (GO): nucleus; cytoplasm
Molecular function (GO): protein dimerization activity; transcription regulator activity
Source: RefSeq, a predicted model, not a curated record